AUGAUUUUCGAAUUUUAUCCAAGGUUGUCACAAAAUUUUUCUCAAUUAUUUGAUGAUGCAGAUGAUUUUAAUGUUAUUCUUAAAAUUGGUGAAAAUUCGGAUACUAAAGAAUUUCGUGCUCACUCUAUUAUCUUGAGAGCUCGUUCUUCUUAUUUUAAAAGAGCUCUUUCUCAGGAUUGGGCUACAAUAGAAAAUAAUAUAUUUACUUUUACCAAACAAAAUAUUUCUCCUAUUAUAUUUGAAAUGAUUAUUAGAUAUAUGUAUACUGGUAUUCUUGAUUUGAAAGAAAAGGAUAUCUCAGACGUUCUUAAUCUUCUUGUGGCAUCUGAUGAAUUACUCAUUGAUGAAUUGGUUACUUUUAUACAAAAUUACUUGAUUGAAAAUCAAAUUGAAUGGUUAAUAAAUAAUUACGUCAAGGUUAUUCACACAAUAUUUAAAUUAGAAAGUUGCAAACAUCUUCUAGAUUAUUGCUUAGAAUCUAUCUGCAAUGAUCCAGAACCUUUUUUUAAUUCUCCAGAAUUUCUAACAUUAGAAAAAAAUAUUUUACUUGAAUUAAUUAAACGUGAUGAUUUACAAAUUGAUGAAAUUGAAUCGUGGAAUAACAUCAUUAAAUGGGGAAUUGCUCAAACUUCGGAAUUGGAUAAUAAGAAUAUAACCGAUUUAGAUAAGUGGAACAAAGAAGAUUUUAUAUCUUUAAAGAAUACUUUAGACCCAUUUAUCACUCAUAUCAGGUUUUUUGAUAUUUCCUCAAAAGAUUUUCAUAAUAAGAUUCGGCCUAUUAAAAAAGUGUUACCUAAAACACUCUUCGAAGAUAUUCUAUCAUUUUAUUUGACUGAGAUUCAACCAGAAAAUAGUUUACCUCCUCGUUGUGGAAAAGUUACCAUCGAUUCAAUAAUCAUUAAAUCAAAUCAUGCCGCCAUCCUUGCUAAUUGGACUCAAAGAAACGAUGCUAAUGCAAGAAUUCCAAAGGAUAAAUAUAACUUUGACCUCAUUUAUCGUGGAAGUAGAGAUGGGUUUAGUAUUACCACCAUGCGUAAUAAAUGUAAUAGAAAAGGAGUAACUAUUUUAGUUAUUAAAGUCAGAGAAAACGGAAUUAUAAUUGGUGGUUAUAAUCCUUUUGGUUGGAAUUAUAGUGAUGGGAAAAAUUUUAAGAAAGUUAAGAUUAGUCGAGUUACCAAUGGAAAAAAUGCAAUAUACGAAUCUGAUAGUAGAAAUAUUGCUUUAAACUUUGGUAAUGGCGAUUUAGUUAUUAACGGAACAAAUGGUACAUGUAAUCAAAAAAAUUAUGAAAAUUUUCAUAGUAAUAUUCGACCUUUUAAGAAAGCGUUACCCAAAGCUCUUUUUAAGAAUAUUGUAUCAUUCUAUUUGACCGAAAUUCAACCUGAAAAUAUAUUACCUCCUCGUCAUGGAAUAAUUUCUAUUGAUUCAAUGAUUAUUAAACCAAAAUAUAUGCCGACAUUUUUGCUAGUUGGAUUCAAAGGAAUGAUGUUAAUGCAAGUAUUCCAAGAAACAAAUAUAAUUUAUCGUGGAAGUAGAGAUAGCUUUGAUAUUGUCACAAUUCGUAGUAAAUGUUUUGGACAAGAAGCGUGUAUUUUAUUUAUCAAAGCCAAAAAAAAAAAAAUGGAAAUAUAA
Rhizophagus irregularis DAOM 181602=DAOM 197198 is the source of this 1632-nucleotide messenger RNA. Lineage: Eukaryota; Fungi; Glomeromycota; Glomeromycetes; Glomerales; Glomeraceae. The record is from RefSeq and is a predicted model, not a curated record.